AUGUGUGCACGGCCUCUUCCGCAGAGCAGCAACUUGAAUAUCUGGGACGAUACGGCCCUUAUCAAGGCGUACGACAAGGCGGUGGCCUCCUUCAAGAACACCCUGAAGAAUGGGGAGUGCUCUGAGCCCUAAGACAAGCAGGAGGAGUCGAGGACCGGGAGGAAGAACAACAAGAAGAACCGAAGCAGAAAGAGCAACUCCGUGCUAUCGAAACAGUGGAAAGUUGGUGGCAGUUGUAAUGUGGUUUGGUCUGAGGAUGGCAACGGCUACCUGGCCACCAUCGCCUCCAUUAAUCACAAGAGGGGGAUGUGUGUUGUUAUUUACACUGGAUAUGGCAAUAAGGAAGAGCAGAACCUGUCUGACCUACUUCCUGCAGCCAUCGAUGAAGCAGUAUAUGAGGUGGGAAAUUCUCGGGAGAAUGAAAAUGAGACUCAGUAUUCAACAGAUGAAAGUGAAAAAUCUUCCCAGUCACCUCGAAACAAAAACUGCACAAAAGCUAGAUUCUCUCCUUGAAAUUUACAUUUUCCCAUGCCCCAUGCAGCUCCAGGCCUGGGAAAGCCUGGAUCAAAAUUCAAUGCAUCUCUGCCAUUUUUAUCAUGCUGGCCCCCACCCUUCCCAACAAGACCCCCACUGAUUCCUCCUCCACCCCCUAUGGGGCCAGAUUCCCCUGAGGAUGAUGAAGCGUUGGGGAGCAUGUUGAUAGCCUGGUAUAUGCGCGGUUAUCAUACCAGGUAUUACCUGGGUUUAAAGCAGAGUCAAAUGGAAGCUGCCCUAGAGAGAGAAUCCCAUCCUAAAUAACUGACUAUCCAUCAUUGCCUUGAAGGACUGUAAGUAUUGUAAUUUUAUCCUAAACAAAGAUACACUGUCAGUUGAGAAAUU
Molecule: messenger RNA, 879 nt
Organism: Tinamus guttatus (white-throated tinamou)
Lineage: Eukaryota; Metazoa; Chordata; Aves; Tinamiformes; Tinamidae
Source: RefSeq, a predicted model, not a curated record